AUGGAAGUGCCUAUAUCUAAAGAAGAAAAAGAAAGAAAUUCAGUUGAAAAUAUGUUGAAAAAAACUAAUGAACAAUAUAAUGACAAUGUUGAUUAUCAAUCUUUUAAAAAAUAUAAUCAGUAUAAUAAACAUUUUUCUAUAAUUAAUAUUAUAUUUAAUAAAGAAAAAGAAAAAGAUGAUAUUAUUGGUUAUUAUUGUAUUUAUCAAUAUGAUUAUAUUCAUAUUAAACUUGAACAUUAUUUAUCAAAUCGAACAUGGAAAAUAAAUUGUCAACAAUCAAAUUAUGAACAAUAUAAAAGUCUUAAUAUUUUAUUAGAAGAUCUUAAUAAUAAUCAAAAUAUUUUUCUUUCUCUUGAUCAACAAAUUCAAAUAAUUAUUCAAAGAUUUGAUCAUUAUUUUCAUGAAUUAAAUCAAAGAGAAAAAAACGAAGAAAAUAUAGCUAAAACAUCAUCAUUUUCAGUAUUGAAACAAGAUGAUCAAUUAGAAAAUUUUCAUCAUCAAUCAAAUGAAUUAUUAAUAAAUAAUAAUAUAUCUAAACCAUCAACAAUUACAGAAGUUGAUGAAGUACUAAAUGAUUUACCUAUUCAACCAUCAUUAUAUAAAUCUAAUCAAAUAUUCAAUUGUUUAACGAAACAAAUUAAACUCGAUCGAAUUCAUCAAGAUAGUUCUUCUAGUUCAAUCAAUAGUCUCAAAUAUACUCAGUAA
Molecule: messenger RNA, 705 nt
Organism: Rotaria sp. Silwood2
Lineage: Eukaryota; Metazoa; Rotifera; Eurotatoria; Philodinida; Philodinidae
Source: the annotation of a GenBank genome assembly